AUGUUGACCAGAUCUUUGCUGUUCAAGCAGUACAGACGCAGCUUCUCGCAGCUGUCGCACAUCAAGCCUCCUAAACAGAUCACCAAUGAGCCAGUGAAGAAUUUUUCCAGCAAAGACACGAUGGACUGGGACCUGCUUCGUGCUUCUGUGUCCAAAUUCAACAAUGCGUCGCUAGAUGUACCGCUGGUCAUCAACGGAAAGCGUGUUUUCUACAACGAGGGCAAUCGCACCUCGUUCCAGCAGGUGAAUCCGGCCAAACACUCACAGGUGCUAGCCAACGUCACUCAGGCUUCGGAGCAAGACGUGGCCGCUGCCAUUCAGGCCUCGAAAGACGCCAAGUCCAAGUGGUACAAGAUGCCCUUCUAUGAUCGCGCUGCUGUGUUUCUUAAGGCCGCAGACUUGAUCUCCACCAAGUACCGUUACGACAUGCUUGCUGCGACAAUGUUGGGCCAGGGCAAAAACGUAUAUCAGGCAGAAAUCGACUGUAUUGGGGAAUUGGCAGAUUUCUUCCGGUUCAGCGUCAAAUACGCAUCAGAGUUGUACAACCAGCAACCUUGCGAGUCCAGCCCAGGUGUCUGGAACAAAGCUGAAUACAGACCUUUGGAGGGAUUUGUGUAUGCCGUGACUCCCUUCAACUUCACUGCUAUUGCAGGAAACUUGGUUGGAGCCCCUGCUCUCAUGGGGAACACCGUCGUCUGGAAACCAUCUCAGACUGCCGCGCUUUCCAACUACUUGUUGCUCACAGUUUUGGAGGAAGCAGGUUUGCCUCACGGUGUUGUGAACUUUAUUCCCGGUGACCCAGUCAAGAUCACCAACAAAGUACUUGCAGACAAGGAGUUCUCCGCCUUGCACUUCACUGGUUCCACCGCGGUUUUCAAAAAGCUUUAUGGCCAAAUUCAGCAAGGCGUGGUGAACGACGUGUAUCGGGACUACCCUCGUAUUGUUGGGGAAACGGGUGGUAAAAACUUUCACUUGAUUCACCCUAGCGCAAAUAUCCCUCACGCCGUUCUCAGCACACUAAGAGGAUCUUUCGAAUAUCAGGGACAGAAAUGUUCUGCAACUUCAAGAGCAUACAUUCCCCAAUCCAAAAGUGCCGAAUUCCUUGCGGAUCUAGCUGGUACCCUAGGAUCAGUGAAACCCGUGAACACCUCUGCUUCCAAGAUCAAUGGAGGAGACUUGCACGGGUUCAUGGGCCCUGUGAUCCAUGAACAGAGCUUUGACAAGCUCGCAGCUGCUAUAGAGGAAGCCAAAAAGGAUCCAGAAUUAGAGAUUGUUUGUGGAGGUAACUACAACAAGGCUAAUGGUUUUUUUGUGGAGCCCACCGUCAUUAAAACCACAAACCCUCUUCACAAAUACAUGUCCACAGAGUUUUUCGGUCCAAUUUUGACCGUCUACGAAUACCCUGACGCCGAAUUUAAGCAAAUUUGCGAGACUCUGGACAAGACUACCAGCUACGGCCUUACUGGCGCAGUUUUCGCUCGCGACAGAGAAGCCAUCAAUGUCGCAGAUGAAGCUUUGAAGUACAGUGCAGGUAACUUCUACAUCAAUGACAAGUGUACCGGUGCGGUCGUGGGACAACAGUGGUUCGGCGGAGCUAGAAUGAGUGGUACCGACGAUAAGGCUGGUAGCGGAAACAUUUUGAACCGUUUUGUCAGUGUUCGUAACGUUAAGGAGAACUUCUACGAGUUGACCGACUACAAAUAUCCAUCCAACUACGAGUAA
Messenger RNA from Lachancea nothofagi CBS 11611, 1722 nucleotides. The record is from the annotation of a GenBank genome assembly. Lineage: Eukaryota; Fungi; Ascomycota; Saccharomycetes; Saccharomycetales; Saccharomycetaceae.